AUGCAAUUGCUGGCUUUGAUUCUCAUCCUACCUUUGGUCGAAGCGGCUUUUGACGUUGUGAGCCCUUCAGUUGGUCAGAAUCUUACGGGCUUCCUGCACGUCCGCCACAAGAGGCAUCAGCUCAUCUACAGGAAUGGCGGAACCAUCAGGUUGGUGGUUGGUCCGGUAAUGGCCACCCAACUGGAGGAUCCAGUCUCGUGGCGCAACGUGGUCUACUACUAUGUGAUUCACUGUGGUGCCUUUACCCUGCCCUCGGCUCCUUUGUAUCCCUGGGACAAAUGGGAGACGAUCUACGCACGAUCUUUGCAGGAGAAGAUCAAGGGACUGGAUGAAUCCCACGAAGACGACACUCGCAUCUUUGCCUACGCCGUCCUAGAGAAUUAUAUGGACCGAGUCAGUGGAUCGGUGGGCAAAGGACGUCAGUGUCUGCUGCGGGGGAUCUGCGAGAAUGCUCAGGUGCAUCGUCAUCAUGGCAUAAUGGCGGAGCUACUAAAUAUUCUACUCACACCUGGAAAAGGAAGUAUCGAUGUGGCUUAUAAGGAGGCGCUGGAGGUUGGAAGAGCCGGGGUGGAUUGCCUGGCCCAGUUUGGCCCGGAUUGUCCCAAAGGAGAGAGUCUUCUGGAUGCCUACACUGUGGAUGUGGAAUACUAG
Molecule: messenger RNA, 651 nt
Organism: Drosophila bipectinata
Lineage: Eukaryota; Metazoa; Arthropoda; Insecta; Diptera; Drosophilidae
Source: RefSeq, a predicted model, not a curated record